CAAGGAAUGACAGCCAGGCAUCAUCGUUAUCUUUGGUUGAGGUGAAAAAUUCGAAGAAGAAAGGUAAGAUUGGCUGGCGAUCAUGGCGAUGAUGAUGCUGAGCUCAACUGCAGGUGGCGGAGCUCUUUCCGCUAAGACAUUCUCCUACAGAUCUUCCCCGCAAUUGGACCGCCGUAAUCCUUCUUCCUCCUCCUCCCUCUUCUCCAGCACUAGACACCGGAGGCGCCAAAAUAAAACCCUCGCUCUUUCAAAUUCUGAUGGAACUUCAUCCGCCGGCGCAUCCACCACCACACCGUCUUCCCGUUUUGGUACUGAGGAUGAAACAACAGUCGAUUUCGUUGGUCAGGGAAAAGUUCCUCUUGAAGGUGUGAUUCAAGUGGAAAAACCUAAUACUUUUGCCUUAAUCAACAAAUGGGGUCGUGUAGGACUGCUUGCUGGUGGAGAUGUUCUUGCUAUACUCUUGUUCUCUGCAAUAGGAAGAUUUAGCCAUGGAUUUUCUGUCUUCGAUUCAGAAACACUACACACAGCUGAUCCUUUUAUUGCUGGGUGGUUUUUGUGUGCUUACUUUCUGGGGGGUUACAGUGAAGAUGGCCGAGGGAUGAAUGGUCCUAAAAAUGCUGUUGUUGCUGCAGCAAAAUCAUGGUCGAUAGGAAUACCUGUGGGAAUUAUUAUUAGGGCACUAAGGGUAGGACAUAUUCCGCAAGCUAGUUUUAUCCUUGUAACCAUGGGAAGCACCGCAGUUUUACUUAUUGGAUGGAGAGCAUUAUUAUUCAACACAUUCUUAAAUAUCGAUAGCAGUAAGAAGAAUGACACAUACAAACAAGGAAACCCAUUUGAAUUAUUCGAGUUGCUGACCUCACUGAUUAGGAGAUGGUAACAACAAUCUCAUUGUUGUUUUAUAUGGUGUUCAUCGGUGAUUGUGCAUAAUUUAUUUAUGCUGCAAUUGGGUUGUUGAGGCUACUUUUCAUUGUGAAUGGUUGAUUGGUUAAGGAUUUUAAAGUAUUACAGGUCUACCAAAUGUAUUCACAUCUAUUGCUUGACUGACAAACAUAAGAAGAAGUUGAAGAAAUACAGAGGAUUUGAUUUGAUUUAUAUUCUGUAAUACAAAACAUGUUGAUAUUAUUAUCCAGAUUUCAUCUUAUAAUGUUUUGUUGCUAUUGAAAACUAAAUCUGGAUUGAAUUAAGGAAGAAGACCAGAUAAGAUCUGAAAAGGGAGAGACAAAGUAAUUAAUUUGGUGGACUCCUUCUAUAUUGUUUUCUUCCUUCCCCAUUAAUUGAUUGUUCUUC
Impatiens glandulifera is the source of this 1287-nucleotide messenger RNA. RefSeq lists its product as uncharacterized. The transcript is spliced from 6 exons. Bases 83 to 877 code for a protein of 264 amino acids. The record is from RefSeq and is a predicted model, not a curated record. NCBI's taxonomy places the organism in Eukaryota, Viridiplantae, Streptophyta, Magnoliopsida, Ericales, Balsaminaceae.